Trichoderma reesei QM6a is the source of this 1815-nucleotide messenger RNA. Its product is annotated as basic-leucine zipper domain-containing/DNA binding domain protein. The transcript is spliced from 2 exons. Gene Ontology annotation, biological process: regulation of DNA-templated transcription. Gene Ontology annotation, molecular function: DNA-binding transcription factor activity. Bases 1 to 1776 code for a protein of 591 amino acids. The record is from RefSeq and is a predicted model, not a curated record. NCBI's taxonomy places the organism in Eukaryota, Fungi, Ascomycota, Sordariomycetes, Hypocreales, Hypocreaceae.
AUGGAUUACUACUCUUCAGCGCCUUUGGCCAUGGAUGCCAGCCACGAACAGAAGUACUUCAAGGCAGAGGACACCAAUGGUCUUGAUGACAACCUCAUUGAUCAGAGCGGCAUGGACUCGGGCUUGGAACUCUCUCCUCCCAUGGACGGCAGGCGAGAGUCGUUCGGCAUCGGAGGGCCUCUCUUCUCCCCCAAGACGGAGGACUGGCAAUCUGUCGACAUGCAGUCGCUGCCUUCCAACAACCCCUUCUUCGAGCCGCACAGCACAAACCCCUACAUGCGCUUUGAGCAGAACUCUGCCAACCCCUUCAUCUCCUCGGGCAACCCUUGGCCUAUGAACGGAGGCUCCGGAACGGCCACGCCUUUCCAGCGCUUCGGCGGCAUGGCGACGGACUUUGACGCCAACGCCUCCAUCUUCCAGCAGACCAUCCACGCGCCCACUCCUUUCCCUCCCUCGGCCAACAUGUUCGCUUCUUUGGCAGACGGCCAGGUCAUGCAAGACGGCCAGUCUGCCUCCAAGAAGAUGCGACCUAGCAGCCCCUCCAUCCGAUCGCACAAUGAUCUGCGCCGUGGCGAUGGCAUCCGGAAGAAGAAUGCUCGCUUCGAGAUUCCCGCCGAGCGCAACUUGAGCAACAUCGACCAGUUGAUUUCUCAGUCGACGGAUGAGCAGGAGAUCAAGGAGCUCAAGCAACAGAAGCGACUGCUGCGAAACCGCCAGGCUGCCCUCGACUCUCGACAGCGCAAGAAGCAGCACACUGAGCGCUUGGAAGACGAGAAGAAGCAGUUCACCGUUGUCAUCACUGACAUGGAGGAGGAGUUGGCCAGCCUCAAGGCCAAGGUUGAGCAGCUCAUGCUCGAGAAGCAGCAGUGCGUCGAUUACAUCGAGACCCUCACCCUCGAGAAGGACGAGAUGAUCCGCACCCACACUAUCGAGACCGGUGAGCUGAGGAAGAAGGUGGGCGUCCUGACCGACCAUGUCCAGCGCCUGGAGAGCAGCUUGCCCCCCAACGCCAACGGCUACUCCGGCGCGUACGACGACAUGGACGAGUCCAUGGAUCUGGCCGGCGCCUGGGACAAUGGCUUCCUCAACGACUUCACCGACGAGGUCAAGCCGCCCAUGGCCAUGGCCCCCAAGAAGGACAACAACCCCUUCACCUCGGAAUCCGACAAGAGCUCCUCCCAGGGCGGUCUGCUCUUCAUGCUCUUCCUCGUGGGCGCCUUUGUCCUGUCGAGCCGCUCGAUGCCCUCCAUCCCUCGCGUGUCCGAGGAUGUUCGCGUUGCGUCGGCGACUCUUCUCGACAACGUCCUCAAGGACGCCGGCGUCAGCCCCUCGCCCAGCAUGCACGCCAUUGCCCCCCAGCCUUCCGGCGCUUCUUGGGGCCAGCCCAUCAGCCCUAGCGCCAUGGCCGGCAUGGCUGCCGACGGCGUUGUUGCGCCGUCCAUGCUUGUGGAGCUCGGCGACAGCCUGAUGCAGCCCUCGCAGCAGCAGACCAACGAGCAGAUCUUCUCCCUCUCUGCCGCCCAGUACAACGGAGUCAGCGACCACGACUUCCUCCAGAACACCGCUGGCCGAAUCCCCAGCAAGGCUCGCAAGAACUUGGCUCAGUCUCUUGCUGAGCUGCGGGAGGUCGCCAAGCAGUCAGGUGCCGCGGAGGUCUACACUCGCACUCUCCUCUGGGACCAGAUCCCCCACGAUGUUGUCCGCAACUUUGCCAGGAUGGUGGUUGAGUGCAACAGUGCCCAGAAUGCGCAGCAAUGCAACGAAGCGAGGUCAUGAAUGGCUUUUCAGUGACCCGCCGCGAAAGACAGGAUAAAA